AUGCGUAAAAUUUCAAAAGUUGAAGCCCCAUCACCAGGAGCUUUUGAAACACCAGAAUCUAAAUGUUUUGUAAAACGUAAUAGUUCUGAUUCUGAAAUUACUACUCCUGCUUUGUUAAGCAAAGCCUUGUUGAAAUGUGGACAGAGGUAUCAAUCGAAGCAAAGGCAUACUUCCCCCCCAACUGUCAAACAGGAACCAACUUAG
Molecule: messenger RNA, 204 nt
Organism: Trichobilharzia regenti
Lineage: Eukaryota; Metazoa; Platyhelminthes; Trematoda; Strigeidida; Schistosomatidae
Source: the annotation of a GenBank genome assembly